AUGGGAGGGCAGUCUCCUUUGCAGGCGGGGGUGGUCCUCCUCGCGACUCUGGCCUUCUGCGCGACUGCCAGUAAUAGCUGGGGACCUGCCGACAUCAAGCGCGUGCACGUCGUGUUUUCGAACCACUUGGACGUCGGCUUCGACGGCCUCGGCCCCAAGGAAAUCGGGUUUGCGUUCACCAUCAUCAACAAGUACUUUGACGAGUACUUUGCGCGGGGCAUGAACACGUCUGCGGUGUUGCGGCAGCGCGACCCGCCCUACCGCUACGUCUACACCACGCAGGCCUACCUGACCUCGCUCUACCUCGACUGCAUCGACCCGUCGCGGUGGACCUACCCGGCCCCUGGACUGCAAGCCAAUGGUCCGCGCCCGCCGCCGCUGCAUUGCCCUGACGCCGCUGCGAGGCAAGCGCUCAUUGAUGGGGUCAAGCGUGGCGACAUUUGGUGGCACGCGUUUCCUUUUAACUCCGAACCCGAGGUGUACGACCACUCGCUCUUCCAGUCGUCGGUCAACCUGGCCAAGGACCUCGCGCGGAGCCUGGGCCGCCCGGCGCCCAAGACACUCUCGCAGCGAGGCAUCUCCUUCCGCCCAUUUGAGUUCGACUCCGCAGCAGCGCUGGCACUGAUCGACGGUCACGUGCCCGGUAUGACCCGCGGGGUCAUUCCGCUCCUGAGCGAGCUGGGCAUCGAGGCCAUCAGCGUGGGCGUCAACGGCGGAUCGUCGCCUCCUGCCGGUGGCUAUGGCGGGAUCGAAGUGUCGGACUGUGUGAUCGUGCCGGGGCUCGAUCACGCCCUUGCGCUCGCGUGGAAGGGAGACAACCAGGGGCCGCACACCGUCGACGAGGCGCUGGCCGUGUUCCAGCAGCUGGAGAAAGAGUUCCCGAACGCAGUGGUGCAGGGCUCAACUUUUGACGAGUUUGUGGAGCAGCUCAAGACGGUGCGGACCUCGCUGCCCGUCAUCGAGAGCGAGAUCGGUGACACUUGGAUCUACGGAGUGGCGUCCGACCCGCUGAAGCUGGCGCAGUUCAGGGAGGUGCUUCGCCUGCGCCGCGCCUGUCUCGCCGCGCGCAGCUGCUCCCCCUCCGACGCCGCGUUCCGCGAAUUCGAUCGCCUCCUCACCAAGGUCGGCGAACACACGUGGGGCGUUGACGUCAAGACAUUCCUGAACGAUUUCACCCACUGGAGUAACUCCGAGUUCGAAGCGGCCAAGAACGGUUCCAACUUCGCGCUGAUGGUCAAUUCGUGGAUCGAGCAGCGGUCGUUCAUCACCAACGCCCUCCGUGCACUGUCAUCGUCCGACAAGUAUGAACCGCUGGCCCGGACCAUCGAAGCCAACUUGCAGGCGCUGAAGCCUAAGGGACCGCCCAAUCCUCAGGCCCUGGGCUAUGCUGCCGUUGCCAGAGAGGACUGGGCGCGCGUCUUCCAGUGUGGCGAGCUGGUGCUGGCCUUCGACCCCACGAACGGCGCUAUCAACUACCUCUACGACAAAGCCAAGCGCGCCCAGUGGGCCAACGGAGCGACAUGCCAUUCGCUGGGACUGUUCCAGUACUCGACAUACGACCAGGGAGACUACACUAACUACAUCGGCACCUACGGCUACCUACAGCCGCCCCCGGAGUGGUUCGCCAAGGACUUUGGUAAGCCUGGAGUGGAGUCUGCAAGGCCACUGCAUGGGUUCUGGCUUCCCAGGCUGGAGGCGAUGUGGACUAAGUCGUCCUCAGCCGGCUGGCACUUCCUUCUGCGGCUCGGCAUGGCCAACGGAACGGCGUGGAGAGAAGAAGAUAAGGACAAGUUGGUGAAACACAGGCUGGUUUCUUCCACUUCAAGUGUCUGCUUCAAAGAAGCUGUGUGUCAGCACAUUGAACAUGUUGGCGCCGAUGGGCUGAAGACGCUUCGGGAUUCAUCUGCAGACGCGUCGAAUCUCAAGUACCUGCCGGCCUCGAUCACCUCGCUCGACCUGGCCUACACCCUCGUGACCGAGUACUGCUCGCUGUACGAGCAGGACAAGAUCAACUUCUUCUUCAAGGACAUCGUGCGGUGCAUGCCCAACCUGCGGUUCCUGGACCUGCGGUGCGGCUACCCCUACGGCUCGCUCAAAUACGGCCCCUGCCUCCGGGGCAAAGUGGAAGUGCUCGUGCUCGACCAGCCGCUCGCCGACGACGCCGAGGACUCCAUUCCGUGA
Acanthamoeba castellanii str. Neff is the source of this 2181-nucleotide messenger RNA. RefSeq lists its product as uncharacterized. The record is from RefSeq and is a predicted model, not a curated record. Lineage: Eukaryota; Discosea; Longamoebia; Acanthamoebidae. The transcript has 18 exons. Bases 1 to 2181 code for a protein of 726 amino acids.